Nezara viridula (southern green stink bug) is the source of this 2364-nucleotide messenger RNA. The record is from the annotation of a GenBank genome assembly. Lineage: Eukaryota; Metazoa; Arthropoda; Insecta; Hemiptera; Pentatomidae.
AGGCAACAAUCUGUGGGAAAGUCUGGUUUGGAGACGUUGCGGGCCCUCGCUGCCAAUCCCAAGAAUGCGGCCAACCUAUUGGAUAACUACCUGUCAGCUUCCUAUUCAAAGGAUGAAAGAGUUAGAUGUGAGGUGAUAGAAUAUGUGCCACCUUUGGCUUUGUUCUUGUCUGGAGAAGGAAGCAAUGGUGAUUUACGCUCACUCAUCAUUUCUCAUCUCCUUCCAACCAUCAUUAGAUCCUUGUCAGAUGAAAAUUCCCAGGUAGUAAAAAUGGGUGAAUCAGCUUUGUUGUCACUUCUCGAACACUGCCUCAUAUCGUCACAAUGUAUCGAACACAAGGUGUGGCCUGCUAUUAUAUCACGUAUUACUCACAAGAGGAAUGCUGAAGCGACAAUUGGGGUAAUCACUGUAAUAAGCAAAAUGGCGCCUUGGAUCGGAUCAGACUUAAGUGAAAGGCUUAUUGUUCCCCUCCUGGAAGAACUGUCUCAAGAAUCAGAACUUGGCAUCAGACGAGUUUGUGCUUCACUGUACAGAGAUCUGUGUUCAGUUGUAUCCACUGAAGUUUCAGAAUCUAGGCUGGUUCCUAGUUUCUUGAAACUAUGUUGUGAUCCUGAAUGGGUAGUGAGGCAGACUUGCGCUGAAGUUUUCAUGUCCGUGUCUUGCAAGGUUACUCUAGCGACUAGGAAAGCUCUUUUGGCCCCAGCUUUUGCCAAACUGUUGGUCGAUAGAGUGCGCUGGGUGCAGUUAUCUGCAUUUCAAUCUCUUGGCCCUUUCAUAACUACUUUUGCUGAGCCAUCUAUUACUUCUCUUGGAUAUAACAAUAAUGGAGAACUUGUUUUGAAGCAUCGAGGUGCAUCUUUUGAAUACAAGUUGAAUUCUACUAAAGUAGAUGAUAAGCUGCUAAACCCUUUGUUUAUGGCUUUUAUGAUGGAAGGAACUAAUGAUGAAUUGGAAAUUGAUUUCGAAUGCAAUAAUAACAACAAGUUCAGUGAAAUGUUUGAUUGUCGUUUAGAGUUGGAUGAUUCACAGAAUGCUACUAACUCAGAAGAUAAAAAUAACGAAGUUGAGGAUCAAAACUUUAAUACUUGGCAGUAUUGGAGGGAACCCUUACCAGAAAUCGAUAUCGAAAGCAGCAAUGAAGAAAAUAAUGGAAUACAGAACGAAGAUCAGGAAAAUCAUACUACUAGCUCAGAAGUUAAACUUUGUUCACCUAUGAAUGGAUUAGAUAUAAAUAAUGAUACGGAGGAAGAAUCACCAACCUCUGAUGAAAAAUCUGACUCUAAUGAUGUUUCUUCUCAAGAAAAUCAAAGACCAGAAAGCAUUCCCUGUUUAAUUCCUUCGUCAUCCGGAGGACAAGACAUCGUACCUCAGGAGCUGAUAAACCAUUUUGUGUCUAUGUCUGACCCUAGAAGAGAUUCAGCACCAGAUUUAGCUCACCAUUGUGCCUAUAACUUGCCCGCUGUUGCCCUUACCCUUGGUAAAGAGAACUGGGAUUUAUUGAAACCGGCCUAUGAAACUCUUGCGGCCGACAGACAGUGGAAAGUACGUAGAAUUGUGGCGAGUAGUAUACAUGAGUUAGCUGUGAUAGUGGGAGAAGAUGUUGCUACUCAGGAUCUUGUUCCAGUUUUCAAUGGUUUCAUUAAAGAUUUAGACGAAGUCAGAAUAGGAGCACUGAAGCACCUCGCCCACUUUCUUAAGUUACUGAGGCCUGCUGGUCGAAAUUCAUUCCUCCCACGACUCACUGAAUUCUUAAUGACAGACUAUGAUUGGAAUUGGAGAUUUAGACAAGAACUUGCCGAACAGCUUCUUCAAAGUUUGGGUUUAUUUACUCCAGCAGAUACUUGCCAUCAUUUAGGCCCAGUCAUCAUGGCUCUACUUCUAGACAAGGUUGCAUCAGUGCGGAAAGUAGCAUUAGUCCUGGUAACAGAACUAGUAGCACAUGUUUCCAUUGAUGUCAACCUAUUGAGGUCAUUAUUAGCAGAAUUGGCUGAACAGUUCGCUCACUCCAACCGUUGGAACAGGAGACAGACUUUUGCUCUUCUUUGUAGCAGGCUGAUAAAGGAAGGGGUCCUCUCUGAAGAAAUGUUUGCUCGGGAUGUUCUUCCGCAUCUUCUGGACCUAUCCUGGGAUCCAGUUGCCAAUGUAAGAUUGGCAGUAGCACGUGCUGCAGCGCAACACAUUUUACCCAACGCUUACUUUGCUGAUCGUUCAAAUCCACAUAAUGAAGUCCUAAUGUCAGUCCUCAAGAGAUUGCAAGCUGAUAAGGACAGGGAUGUUCGUUAUUUUGCAGUUUACCAGCCACCUAAAUCGGAACCUGUUGAGGAACCUACAUCAAUUAACUCAAGUUCUGAAGAGUUGUACUAG